UUGCGCUCAAAUUUAAUUAAUCUCAAGGAAAUAAAGGUGUAGGAUCCAAAGACAGCCUGUUUGGAGGAAUGCGCGUUUAGGAGUGAGUAAUGUUUAGGUAUCUGUUGAUGCUUUGUGCGUCCAUCCACGUCGGUUUUGCUGAAGACCCCUGUGAGGUGACGCACUGUGACCACAACCAGACAUGUGUAGUCCAGGACGGCCUGCCAGUCUGCCUGUCCAAGCCCAGGCUGUGUUCAGCCUGGGGUGAAUCUCACUACCACACCUUGGAUGGCAGGACCUUUGACUUCCACGGCACCUGCAACUACACGUUUGCCCGAGCCCCCUGCCAUGUCUCUUCAAAUGCAUCCAGCCCCGUCGAAGUGCAGAUCGCCGGGCCGCCCACUGCCAACGCCACGGCCUCCUUCGACAGGGUCCUUGUUGGUGUCCAGGGCUUUGACAUCACUAUGAUCAAGGGGGAGCUGCGGCAAGUCUGGGUAAACGGACUGAAGCGCCUCCUGCCCUGCUACCUGAGCAGCACGCUGCGGCUGUUCCCCAGUUGCUCCGGCGUCGUCUUGGAGACCGGCUUGGGCCUGUCGCUGCGGUACGACUGGCUCCACCACCUGGAGGUGCGCGUGAGCCAGGAGCUCUCUAGCUCGGUGUGCGGGCUCUGCGGCGGCUCUGGCCGCGACUCGACCCACGGCCUCCCGGCUCCGGGCGGUAACGCCACGGUUGCCGACCGCGCGGCGGCGGUGGUGGCGUUCGCCCGGUCCUGGAAAACGGGCGGCAACGGCAGCCUGUGCGGCGACGACUGCGGCAGCUCCUGCCCCCGCUGUGAGCCAGCUCGGCUGGCGGCGACCCCCGGGGUGCGAGCCUGCGGUCUCUUGCAGGACCCGAAGGGCCCCUUCGCCAACUGCCUGAAGACCGUCGAUCCUGCCCCGUACGUCCGAGCCUGCAAAGAUGACCUCUGCACUCAGAAGGGGGACCAUGCCCUGGCUUGCCGGGCCCUUAAGGCUUUUGCGGACGCCUGCCAGGGUUCUGGGACCAGAGUCUCUCCCUGGAGAGAGCUGGCCAACUGCUCCAUGGCUUGCGCUGCGAACAGCCACUACGAAACCUGUGGGUCCUUGUGCCCGGCCACCUGUGGCGACCCCGAUGCCCCCUCUCGGUGCCGGUCUGGCUGUGCGGAGACGUGCCAGUGCGACCAGGGCUUUCUGCUCUGCAAGGAAGGAUGUGUGCGGCCCAGCCAGUGCGGCUGCACCCACCAGGGCUCCUACAGGCCGCCCAACCAAACCUUCUGGGCCGACAAGUGCCAGCAGCGCUGCUCCUGCAGCCCCGCCUCCAGGAACGCCACCUGCAUCCCGGCUCGGUGCGAGCACGACGAGAAGUGCCUGGUUCAGGACGGGGCGUACGGCUGUCACAAGGGGCCCCGCGGGCUCUGCCUGGCUCAGGGGGAUCCCCACUACACCACCUUCGACGGCCGCAGGUUUGACUUUCACGGAAACUGCGUGUACCUUCUGGCGUCGCACUGUCCCAGCAGGGGAGCCCUGCCAGAUUUCAAAAUCGAGGUGCAGAAUGAAAGGAGAGGGACCGCAGAGUCCUUUUCUAAAAUGGUCCGAAUACGGUUGCUUGGCUAUGAGAUCCAAAUCUCUUUGGAGGUGGAGGACAAGGUCUUGGUCAAUGGCCUUUUGUUGGGUCUUCCAACUGUGCUGAGCCGAGGCAAGGUGAAAAUUUACAAGACUGGUCUCUCGCUGUACGUGGAGAGUGAUUUUGGGCUCAUGCUGAGAUACAACUGGAACAACCUUGUGACCCUGGCCAUACCCAGAUCCUUUGCUGGUGCGAUGUGUGGCAUCUGUGGGAAUUUCAAUGGAGACAAAAAUGAUGAUUUGGUCCCCCCAAUGAGCUCAGAUGCCAAUUCCUCAGUUUCUCUGAUCCGUUGGAAGACUAGUGAGAUUGCGGGGUGCACAGACAUGGUUGGUUUCAAGGUGGCGCGGUGUCCAAAUGAUAUCAGAGCAGUCCUCUCUAAGGGGGACCGCUGCGGGAUGAUAAUGGACUCAAAGGGGCCAUUCCGGCACUGCCACGAAACGGUCGACCCCCUCGACCCAUUUGAGAACUGCAUCAGCGACGUCUUUCUGAACAAAUGCAGCCAGGCUGUGCUGUGCCAGAAUUUGGCCGGCUAUGUGGCUGCCUGUCAGGAUGCAGGGGUCGAAGUGUACAGCUGGAGGUCCCCAAAGUUCUGCAGCAUGUCAUGCCCUGCCAACAGCGAAUACGCGUUGUGUUCCUCUCCCACCCCCAACUCGUGCGCCGAGCCGCCCAGUCUUCACGCCGCCGUCUGCCAGGAGGGCUGCCAGUGCUUGCCGGGCUUCUUCCGAAGCGGGGAGGAGUGCGUCCCCGAGCUGGAGUGCGGCUGCCUGCGGGACGGGGUCUACCACGCUUCCGGGGCGACGUUCUUCCCCGGCGAGCGCUGCCUGACGGAGUGCGUCUGCGAGGGUCGCGGCCAGGCGCGGUGCCGGAACAGCACCUGCCCCGCCGGCACGCGGUGCGGCAUCCAAAACGGCGAGCGGGCCUGCUACCCAGAGCCGGGCUCGGGCCGGUGCAGCCUCUCCGGAGGGGUGCACGUCCGGAGCUUCGACGGGCGCGGCUUCGACUUCCGGGGAACGUGCGGCUACGUGCUGGCGCAAACGUGCGGCGGGAGCGCGGCUAAGGGGAGCGAAGCUAACGGGAUCGCGGCUAAAGGGAGCGCGGCUAACGGGACCGAGGCUAACAGAACCGAGGCUGCCUUCUCCGUCCUCUUCCAGCCUGGGCGGGUGCACCUGCAGAUUUACGGAACCAAUCUGACCCUGACUUCAGGCAGGAGCGGAAAAGUCGAGGUGAAUGGUGUCCUGUGGAACUUGCCAGCUCAGCUGGGUGAGCUCAGAGUCCUUCAGCUUGGCCUGAGGGUGCAGGUGGAGGCUGACACAGGCGUGAUUCUGGCCUACGACCGGCAGGAUUUCGUGCAGGUGACCGUCCUCCGCAGCUAUGCCGGCCGCCUGUGUGGCCUGUGCGGCGACUUCGACGGGAACGCCACCAACGACCUCCGGCUCCCCGGCGGCGCCCUGACCUCCGACCCCGCUGCCCUGGCUGCGUCGUGGAAGGCUCCGGGCCUGGCCGCGAACUGCAGCGACGGCUGCGGGGGCGGCGGCUGCCCCGCCUGCAACGGCACGGAGGCGGCCCGUUUCCGGUCGGAGGAGCACUGCGGGUUGCUCUCCGCGCCCGCAGGCCCGUUUCGGGCGUGCCUCUCCGUGGUGGACCCCGGGCCCCAGUUGGAGAACUGCGUGUACGACCUGUGCGUUUCCCAUGGCGACCGGGGAAAGUACUGCAGCAACCUGCAGGCUUACACGCUGGCCUGCCAUGCGGCUGGGGCUCGCAUCGAGCCGUGGAGGAAUCGUACCUUCUGCCCUCUUGCCUGCCCUCCCAACUCCGAGUACAGCGUGCGUGUGGACACCUGCGCGGUGACCUGCGCCAACGUUUCCCACCUGGCCUGCCAGUCGUUCAGGGCCGAGGGCUGUCGGUGCGACCCUGGCUUCCAGCUGAGCGUGAAUCGCUGCGUCGAGGCGGAGGCGUGCGGCUGCUUCCAGCAUGGCCGGUACUACGAGCUGGGGGAGACGUUCUGGGCUGGAGGGUGCAAGAAGAGGUGCCACUGCUCCACUCCCGGAACUCUGCGCUGUGAGUCAGCGGCCUGUCCCGAGGGCAGGGGGUGUGGCCUCCUUAACGGCUCCAUGGAGUGCCUUCAGAAAGGUGCGGGUUCCAGUGUUGCCUACCCUGGAGCCAGCUGUUGGGUGCUGGGUGGCUCCUACUUCUCCACCUUUGACGGAACGAACUUCGACUUCCAGGGCAACUGCACCUACAUUCUGGCCCGAAAGUGUGGCAAGGGGGCGUCGUCUCCCCCCUUCACAGUCCUAAUCAAGAAAAGCCAGGAUCUGUCCUCUGCCCUGAAGACCAUUCUGAUCGACGUGUCUGAAGACCACAUUGUCAUGAAGCCUGGGAGCUCUUCCGUAUGGGUGAAUGGGCAGGAGGCGUACCUGCCGGCGACGCUCGGCGACGUGACGAUCCACCGGAGCAGCUUCUUCAUUUUCCUGGACACCACCUUCGGCCUGUCCUUGAAAUACAACGGGGCCCAGUACCUGCAGGUCAGCCUCCGCAACUUCACGGACGUGUGCGGCCUGUGCGGCGACUACAACGGCGACGCCGCCGACGACCUCCGCACACCAGAGGGCGCUGUGGCGGACGCGGUGGCGUUCGGGUGGAGCUGGAGGGACGACGGCAAGGACCGCGACGCUGCCUGCGUGGCGGAGUGCUCCGACGACUGCGCCAUGGCGGAGGACGACCCCCCGCCGGGCGAGGACCCGGAGUACGAAGUGGCCGUGCGCAUCAUGCUCUGGUCGGAGUACAGCCCGUUCCUGCGCUGCCACGUCAGCGUGGACCCCAGCGCCUACCUGAAGCUGUGCCAGGUGCACCACUGCACGAAGCUGUGGGACGCCCAGUUCCUGUGCCAGGCUCUGCAGUCCUACACCGCCUCCUGCCAGGCCGCCCGGGUGCAGAUGACCAGCUGGAGGAACAGCACCUUCUGCGUUGCGAAUUGCCCCAAGCACAGCCACUACGUGGUGUGUGGCACGGCCUGCCCGGACUCCUGCUGGGCUUCUGGCCACGCCUCCAACUGCUCGCUGCCCUGUGUGGAGACCUGCCAGUGCGACGACGGCUUCGUGUUCGAGGGCGAGUUCUGCGUGCCGGCGGCCAGCUGCGGCUGCCUCCACCGGGGGGCGUACCACCGGCGGGACCAGCCCUUCUGGGCGGACGAGGCGUGCACGGAGAGCUGCGUGUGCGAGCGUCCCGGCGCGGCCCCCCGCUGCGCCCCGUCCUCCUGCGGGGCCCGGGCCUCCUGCGCCCCUCACGCCGAAGGCCGCGUCUGCCUGCCCUACCGGCUGGGGUCCUGCGCCCUGGAGAGCCGCCGCCACUUCCGAACCUUCGACGGGCGCGCCUUCGACUUCCAGGGGAGCUGUGCGUACCGCCUGGCGGGCCUGUGCCCCGGGGGCGCCGGCCUGACCCCGUUCGAGGUCCGGGUCCUGAACGCCGGGAACGACGCCGAAUCCUCUCUGAAAGUGGUGGUCAGCGUGUACAACAUAACCGUGGAGAUCUGCAGCCACAAUAAUAAACGGGUUACGGUGGACGGUCUCCAUAGAAACAUGCCGUACGCCCUGAGCGGAGGCAAGGUUGCCGUGCGCACCGCAGGUCUGCGCACGCUCCUGCACACCGACUUCGGCCUUUCCGUCGCCCUGUACGCCAACGGCCGCCUCGCCGUCAUGCUGUCCAGCGAGUACGCCGGCGCCACCUGUGGCCUGUGCGGGAACUACAACGGGGACCCCGCCGACGACCUGACGGGCCGGGGAGGCCAGCCGGCCCAGAGCCCCACGGAGCUGGUGAGGAGCUGGAACAGCGGGGCGCUCCCCUGGUGCGUGGAGGGCUGCCCGGGGGGCUGCCCGGCCUGCACCCCCAAACAGCGGGCGGAGUACGCGGGGCCUGCCGCCUGCGGGAAGCUGCUGAACGCCUCCGGGCCUUUCCGAAUCUGCCACGCCAAAGUGGCGCCCCGACGGUUCCACGACGACUGCGUCAGCGACCUCUGCUGGCAAGCGGGCGCCGGCUCCGCCCUCUGCCGGUCGCUCGGCAACUACGUGGCUGCCUGUCAGGAAGAGAACGUGAAAAUCUACGACUGGAGAAGCCCGGACUUCUGCGAGCAACCAUGUCCACAGGGUAUGGUGUAUGAUCUCUGCCCGAUUUUCCAUAACAACACUUGUGGAGGCUUUCCCUCGUCCAGUGCUGCUUUCCUGCCCCCUGGAGUCUGCUACGAGAACUGCGUCUGCCCGCCAGGCCUCAUGCUCAGUGGCGCUCUGUGCGUGCAGCCGGGGAACUGCGGCUGUGUCCACCAGGGGGAGUACCUGCAGCUGGGGGAGGUCCUCCUGUCCUGCAAGGAGCGCUGUGUUUGCCAGGCUGGGGGCGUCGUGGCCUGCCACCCCGUCUUCUGCACGGAGGACAAAGAGUGCGGUGUGCAGAACAGCGUCCGGGGCUGUUACCCACGCACCCGUUUUGGGCGCUGCUCCCUGGCAGGACGCUCCCACUACAGAACCUUUGAUGGGUGGGACUUCCACUUCCCGGGUACCUGCAACUACACCCUGUCCGAAACCUGUGGCCCGCCGGACGCCGGCCAGGGUGUGAUGCCCUUCCAGGUGCUGCUCCUGAACGGGGCCUCAGACCAGCGGCAGAUCUGCGUGCACGCUUACGGGCUGAAGUUGACCCUGUCUCCGAAACAUCCCUACCAAGUUCGGGUGAAUGGGGUCCUUGAGAGACUCCCUUUCUCUGCCGGGAACCUGACGGUGCAUCGGCAGGGGCUGUACCUGGCCGUUCAGGCUCUGAACUCCGUCUCGGUGACCUUCGACCUGCGGAGCCAUGUGGUGGUCCGGCUCCCCGAGUCCUACAGGAGCAGGACGUGCGGCCUGUGCGGGAACUACAACGGCGACCCCGCCGACGACCUGUGGCUGCCGACCGCGAAGGGGGGCCCGGACUGCAGCGACGGCUGCGGGGACAGCUGCCCCCUGUGCGUUUCCCUGCGACCCCGCUACGCCUCGGACCGCCACUGCGGCCUGCUAAAGGCCCGUACCGGGGCCUUCAACGCCUGCCACCCCCUGGUGGACCCCGCCGGGUACUACAGGAACUGCAUGUAUGACCUGUGCGUGUCGGAGGGCCGGGUGGAGCAGCUGUGCGACGGACUGCAGGCCUACGCCAUGGCCUGCCAGGAGGCAGGAGUGCAGGUCGCCCCCUGGAGGAAUGGCACCAAAUGCAUGUUCCAGUGUCCCCAGUUCAGCCACUACACCCCGUGUGCGAACGCCUGCCUGACGGUGUGCGCCGAGGUUGGGCACGUGGUGGACUGCCCUGCCGGCUGUGCGGAGGGCUGCCAGUGCGACGCCGGCUUCUACUACGACGGCAACGGCUGUGUCCGGCCGGAGGAGUGCGGCUGCUUCCUGGGAGGUCACCGGUACGAGCUGGGAGAAGUAAGACUGCUGCAGAACUGCACCCUGAACUGCACCUGUGGGCCCCCAGCGAUAUGUAACGCACACACCUGUCCUGACUCGCACACCUGCGCAGUCAGGGAUGAGGUUAUGGUCUGUCAAUCUUCAGACCCGUGUGAGGGGAAGUGUGGAGCCCACGAGAAGUGCUCGCAGGGGGCGGGGGGUCCCAUGUGCCAGCCGCCCGCGCUGGACCUGUGCUGGGCCUGGGGCGACCCCCACUUCCGCAGCUUCAGCGGGACCGAUUUCGACUUCGACGGCACCUGCACCUACGUGCUGGCCGCCAGCGGCGGGGGCCAGGGGGCGCUCACCCCGUUCGUCGUCACGGAGAACAGCGAGCGGCGGCACGCCCCCUGGGCCUCGUCCGUCCGCACGGUCGGCUUGAGCGCCUACGGCUACGCGGUGACCCUGCGCCGACAGGACAGAGGCGCUGUGCGGGUGAAUGGGCUGCUCAGCCCGCUGCCGGUCAGUCUGAGGGACAAGAUCAGAGUGGAUUACUGGGGAGACCUGGUCAUGCUGCAGACGGACUUCGGGCUGCAGGUGAUCUACGACUGGGCUUCUCUGGUCCUGGUGGCGCUGCACCCGGCGUACCGCGGCAAGGUGUACGGCCUGUGUGCGUUCGACGGCGUGGCCCACGCUGGCAGCGACGGCGCCCGCAGCGUCAUCGAGUGGGCCAAGCUGCAGGCGGUCAGCGACGGGGACUGGCUGUGCUGCACGGACUGCGGGCUGACUCCGCCCCCCCUCACGCCGGAGGCGGAGCUCCACAGCCGAGAGCACUGCGCGGUCCUGGAGGAGCCCGCCGGGCCCUUCGCCCUCUGCGCCGAACGGGUCAGCGCCCAGCCGUUCAUCCGGGGCUGCGUGCAGGACCUGUCCCGCAGCGACGGAGACCACGAGGUCCUGGCGCAGACCCUCCGGUCCUACACCUCCAUCUGCCAGUACCACGGCUUCAGCUUCCAGAACCCCGGAGACCUGUACCACGACGAGGAGGACGUCUGCGGGCCACACGGGGAGUUUAACGCAUGUGUGUUGCCUUGCCGUCCGUCCUGCGACCACUUCACCAGCCCGGUCUGUGCCCAGCCGUGCAUGUGGGGCUGCGUCUGCGACGCCGGCUACGUCUUCGUCAACCAGACCUGCUCGCCUGCGGACGACUGCGGCUGCCUGGACUCCAUCGGGCAGCAGCGGCGGCCCAACGAGACCUUCUGGUCUCCCGAGAGCUGCGAGGACCGGUGCACCUGCGACCCGUCCAGCCGGACGGUCGCCUGCGUCCGGGUCCCCUGCCCCCACGGCCAGCGCUGCCAGGUUCUGAGCGGCGUCCGCGGCUGCUACCCCGCCAACCCCGUUAACUGCACCCUCCUCGGCGGCCUCCACUUCCGCACGUUCAACGGCCACACCUUCGACUUCCGCGGCGGCCACACGUACACGCUGGCGGCGGCCCCGUCCCACGCCCCCGGCCUCGUCCCCUUCGACGUCUCCAUCGGCAACGCCGCUGGCGGCGCGCGGCUCUUCCUGAGCCUGGACCUGACGGUGCAGGUGUAUGGGCAGGUCCUGACUGUCGCCAAGGAGACGCCGCACAGGCUCCAGGUGAACGGGCUGUACACACCCUUGCCAUACUCUUUCAACAAAGGCCAGAUCCUGGCCUACCACUCCCCCUCGUCUGUCGCCAUCCAAACAGACUUCGGCCUGCAGGUGGCGGUGUACAGGACCGGCGCGAUAACGGUGCUGGUCCCGGGAUGGUACAGCUCGGUCCUGCAGGGCAUGUGCGGUAAACCCGGGGACCCGAAAGGCGAGCUGGUGACGCGGUCUGGCCGGGCCCGCGACCCGCAGGAGUUCGCCGACGGCUGGAAGACGGGGGCGGAGGGUCACCCGCUGCCCUCGGACCCGAAACGGUGCAGCGCAGAGGAGCAGGACGUGUUUAAGGACGUUCACUACUGCCACGUGCUGCUGGACAAGCAAGGCCCGUUCAAAGAGUGCAUCGCCGGCCUGGACCCUCAGCUCUACUUCGACAGCUGCUUGGCGGACACCUGCGCGCACGACGGCCACCCCACCGCGCUCUGCAACGCCAUCGGCGACUACGCCACCGCCUGCCAAGCAGCUAGCCUCACCGUGCGCCAGUGGAGGAGCGAUACCUUCUGUGGGGCGGCCUGUCCUGUGAACAGCCACUACGAGCUGUGCGGGCCCAGCUGUCCGUACGCCUGCUCCGGAUCCCUCAGCUGGGCGGCCUGCAGCAGUCCGUGCCAGGAGGGCUGCCAGUGCGACUCCGCCCUCAAAAUCGACGCCGACAGACUCGUCCUCAGCGACGGCGCGUGCGUGCCGUACGCAGAGUGCGGCUGCCAGUACAAGGGGCAGUACUACCCCAGCGGCACCUUCGUCCUGGGUGCCCGGUGCCAGGAGAAGUGCCACUGUGGCGCGGGACACAAAAUGGUGUGCUCCUCGCCCGGCUGCGGAGACCUCGAGACCUGUGCGGUGGAGGCGGGCGUCGCCAAGUGCGUGCCGGCCCACCCCGGCACGUGCCAGGUGCUGGGCGGCUUUGGGUACAUCACCUUCGACGGCUACGCGUUGGCCCAUCACGGAAUCUGUACCUACGUUCUCACGCAGUCGAAGACGUCUGCCCUGCCUCCCUUUAAAGUGCUUGUGAGCGUAGAGCGAGUGGAGAACGCACUCGAUGACCCACUUAAGGCGAUCGUCUUGAUUCUGGAUGAAGAUAAAGUGGAGCUUUUCCCUGGAAUUCUUUGGAAAGUCAGGGUCAACCAAGAAGAUUUCACCUUACCCAUGAACAUUAACAACAGUGCAAUAAAGGCUUACCAAGAUGGCGGCAGCAGUGUCCUAGAGACUGACUUCGGACUGCAGAUUCGCUUCACCUCAACGCUCUACGUCCAGGUCAUCGUACCACCGGGCUACUCUGGCGCCACCUCUGGCCUGUGUGGGAACUACAACGGCAACGCUGCAGAUGACCUGAACCCUGACCCCCAUUCCAAGCAGCCGGCAGGCAGCCCCUCCGCCUUCCUGGAGAGCUGUGCCGAGGCGGCACCGGGCCAGCAGUGCGCCCUGGACUGUGUGGCUAACUGCGGGCCUUGCUCCGGCGUUUCGGAGCGGAAGGGGCACGCCAGCGACCCCUGCGACCUCCUCACCUCCACCAGCGGCCCGUUCAGCCGCUGCUGCAACGCGGUGCCCGUUCAGCCUUACCACGACGCGUGCGUGCGAACCCGCUGCUCCACUUCCAGGAGACAGGAGGCGCUGUGCUUGUCCCUGGAGGCCUACGCCGCAGCCUGCCGGGCCAAGGGAAUCCAGGUGGACGCCUGGAGGGAGCCGGGCUGCCGCCUUCAGUGCCCGGACCAAAGCUACGCCAGCAGCCUUGUUGAUUCGUGUUCCAGUACCUGUCCUGAGAUGAUCACUCCUGGCCUGUGCAAGCGGCGCUCUGAAGGCUGCCAGUGUAAUGGCAGUUCAGUUUUCAACGGCGACGUGUGUGCGCGGGUCAGGCAGUGCGGAUGCGUGCAUCGUGGAAGAUACAUCAAGAAUAAGGAGUUCUUCUAUGCCAAAGGCUGCACUAAGAGGUGCUGGUGUGAGCCACUGGGGGGUGCGGCCUGCGCCCAAACCUCCUGCAGCUCUGGACUGCAGUGCCUGCUCAAGGACGGGGCGUGGGGUUGCCACGGCGACGUGGGCGUCUGCCAGGUCCGGCCCGACCUUUCGUUCAGGACCCUGGACGGCCUCGAGUCGAACCUGCGGCCCGACGAAGCCUUCAACCUGGCUUCCUGCUGCGACCGCCAGUGCGACCUCUGGUUCCAGCUGGUCCUCUUCCGAGGUCUCUGCGCAGGGAGUCGCGCGGUCAACGCGCUGCAGCUGCUCCUGCACGGGGCCACCGUGGUCGUUCAGAACGGGGUGGUGUACGUGGACGGGGACCUGGUGUCCCUCCCCUUCUCCUUGUCCUCGGGAGUUUCUGUAAGCCGGAUCUGGGACUGGCCGGAGGUCAGGGUUGUGGUGAGGAAGGGUUCGGGGGCCCAGCCAGACCUGGAGCUGGAGGCCAGCACAUCAGGAAGUGUGUGGGUGAGGCCGUCUUCGGUGUAUUCUGACAAGCUGUGCGGCGCGUGCGGGAACUACAACGGUCUGGCUUGUGACGACCUCCCCCAUUCCAAAAACUGGACCAUGAGCUUAAAUGGCUGUGGCUUUGGAGACUCAGGGCUUUGAAACCCAGCUGGCUGAUGUACUUUGACCAUGUGUGCACUGUUCUGUGAAUCUGCUCCUACAGUGCAAUAAAGAUUUUAAACCCAU
Messenger RNA from Anguilla anguilla (European eel), 11336 nucleotides. Its product is annotated as IgGFc-binding protein-like. The record is from RefSeq and is a predicted model, not a curated record. The transcript has 28 exons. Bases 90 to 11252 code for a protein of 3720 amino acids. NCBI's taxonomy places the organism in Eukaryota, Metazoa, Chordata, Actinopteri, Anguilliformes, Anguillidae. Gene Ontology annotation, molecular function: protein binding.